Hyposmocoma kahamanoa is the source of this 1970-nucleotide messenger RNA. RefSeq names its product integrator complex subunit 10 (gene IntS10). The coding region runs from base 112 to 1839 and encodes 575 amino acids. NCBI's taxonomy places the organism in Eukaryota, Metazoa, Arthropoda, Insecta, Lepidoptera, Cosmopterigidae. Gene Ontology annotation, cellular component: integrator complex. Gene Ontology annotation, biological process: snRNA processing. The record is from RefSeq and is a predicted model, not a curated record. The transcript has a single exon.
CAGACAUUUCUUGAAUUGAAUGUUUUGGAUUUUAUAGCUAAACUACAUAUUAACCAUUCGAGUUAACCACGAGAGAACCAUUUGUGUUAGCAAAUAAUACGAUUUUAUAUCAUGCCGGGAGUUGAGAGUGACGAAGACUACAUCAUCGCCAGGGCCAAGGAAGCUCAAAAACACAACAUACAUUCUGCUAAGGCAUGGAUGCUUACUGCCAAAACUUUAUUUCCAACCAAUUUCAAAAUUCAGUUUGAAGCAUAUCUAAUGGAAAAACAAUACGGCAACGUGCAAGAAGCAGCAGAGUGUUUCAGUUCAUUAAUGUUAUCACGGCAAAAUCUAUCGGAUCUUUUGCCCGAAAUAUCGGCUAUUGCCAACGCUCUUAAGUCAAAUGAAACAAGCUUUUUGAGUCAAAUGUUUGAUAACAUAGUUCCUGACAUACAAUUAACUAUUCUGAAGACUAGUGUUGAAAACAGUGAUGACACUAUGGAAUAUUGUCGCCUUCUUGUUUUACUUUUAAAGAAGUUCCCUCAACUCGGUGUAGAUAGCCUGGUAAAGACUCUAAUUAAAGCAGAAAAGUUUUUCUACGACAAUAGAUAUGCCCGUUUAUUGGUAGUUGAAACUUUACCGCUACUAAGCUCUUUAGAAUCUCCUAGGUUGCUUCAACGUCUAUUAGUCGAAGCAAUUGACUUUUACAAUUCAUAUGUUUAUGAUGAAACUGAACAUGAUAUACCAGAUCCUUGGCAAAGACUUUAUGGAGUUUUAGACUUGUUGGGCAGGCAACUGGGAUGGGAUUCAUUUUUGGUUAAUUACAAUAAUAGUUUGAAUAAAGAAGCAUACUUCCAAAAGUUACUAGCAUUGAGGGGUUGUGAAGAUUGUCGCCAAUUAUUAUAUUGUGGUACUACCUUUUUCUUGAGAUGUCUAUAUGAGCAGAGAUCAUUAAAAGGAAACCACAUUCUAAUCGAAGCAUUGUCAGACCCAGAGCAGCCACCUUCAAAAAGGAAGAAAGGUGAUAUAGAAGUGACAGGCGUAUCGGCGCACCAAUUCCAGGCAGCAGCAAAUUGCUGGGAGCUAUUACAUACUAAUGAAGUGACAUCCAGGGAGUUCAUGAAAUUAUCUAACCAAUUACAAGUCAAACCUUGGUCUGAAGGUUUUGCAGAUGAGUUAGCAUUGUAUCGUGGGAGAUAUGAUGAUGCAAUGCCUCAUCCUACAAUGACCAACCUUGCAGCAAACAUUGUAAGAGUGUCAAUAAACUAUUUUCGAAAAAAUUACACAGCAUGUGUGGAAAAUAUCCUGGCAGCAUUGCCACAAUUACCAACUGUUGAAGGAGUGCUGGAAAGCGAGCUCAUAGUAGGAGGAAAACAUAGACACUUACACUUCCUUCCAAUGACAAAAGUUGCUAUCAUGCAUUACUUUUGCACAUUACUCAUCAGGAUAUUGUUGAAUACUGGAAAUAAUUCUGACUUGACAUAUGGUCAUAUAUUAGUGUUAAUUCAAUUGGGCUGGCCACAAGAGGAGGCUGUAUUUAUACAAAUAUUGGACUACAUUAAACAGAAAAAUGUUUUUCAUUAUCAUCUGUUUACAGCUUACAUCAUACACAUUGAUAUAUUGGAAGAACUUAGCUUUUUAUGGAAUGAACAAGGUAAUAAUGUUGCCUUAGACAUUUUGCCCAAUUCUCAACAACACUUGGGACAACGAAGGAUUGGUACUAGAGGAGCUGACAAAGGAGUCAAGGAAGACUUCAGACAAGCAAUGAAAGCUCAAGUAUCCAGGAGUAAUGAAUCUAUAUUGAAUUUAAUUAUCCAAUUCAUAAACUCAGAAAGGUCUUAUUUUCUAAUGAUAAGAUAAAUAAAAUGAAUGUUAAUAAUCUUAAUAGAAUAUAAAGUUUAUUUUAAAUGUUAUCUGAAUUAAACUCAUCCCUGUAACAGUAAAGUUGUUUAAAAUAAAAUUAAGAACUGCCUUCGUAUGAGCCCACAGCU